CAAACCAGUGGGGCAUUUCUAAGCCAGAAACAUAGUCAACAUGGACCUUGCUCUUCUCUGUGUCUUCUUGCCGUUGGUGACGAUGGCCUGGGGCCAGUAUGGCGACUAUUACUAUCAACCCCAGUAUGGAGACUAUGGGGGUAAUGAUGGGUGGGUCAAUGUGUAUCGUCAGGGCUUCAACUUCCAGUGCCCCCAUGGCCAGGUGAUAACGGCAGUAAGGAGCACGUUCAGCAAGAAGGAAGGCUCUGACAGACAGUGGAACUAUGCAUGCAUGUCUACGCCCCAGAGUCUUGGGGAACCGACAGAAUGCUGGUGGGAAGAGAUCAACAGAGCUGGAACGGAAUGGUAUCAGACCUGUUCCAAUAAUGGGCUGGUGGCAGGAUUCCAGAGCCAGUAUUUUCCAUCUGUGCUUGAUCGGGAGUGGCAAUUUUACUGCUGCCGCUACAGCCGGAGAUGCCCAUAUUCCUGUAGCAUGACAACGGAACAUCCAGGACACUAUGGAGAAGAUAUGGACAUGAUGAUGUACACUUAUGAUCAUUACAUCCGGGGAGCAACUACUACUUUCUCUGCUGUGGACAGGGAUCGUCAAUGGAAGUUCAUCAUCUGCAGGAUGACAGACUUUGACUGCCAAUUUCAAAACCUGUAGACAUAUUGACUACACCAAACUUGGGGAGGCUGGGGGGUAGGUGGGAGGGAAAGGGGCCAUGAAACUCACAUCACGCAUCACCAGCUGGCUGCCAAAGUUACAGUUCUUUAGCCUGUGGAGCUGUUAACUGCAGUAUCAGCUCACGGCACCUGUGAGCCAAAUAACACGAUUGCAGCUGCAACUUUGGAGGACGCCCUUGAAUGCUACGUGCCGCUGCAUCUCACAGCUAAAAUGCUUUUCAUACACGAGCCUUUUAUUAGCAGUUAUUUCUUUUUGUAUGUAUCCACUUCACACAUGUGCAACAUUAUUUUGCCUAGCACCUUUGUGCCAAAUGCUUCUCUUCUCCCAAACCACUGCACACAAGGUUAAAAUAUAAUAGAAGUUCUCCAGUGUG
This is a messenger RNA of Pelodiscus sinensis (Chinese soft-shelled turtle), 1040 nucleotides long. RefSeq names its product dermatopontin (gene DPT). Gene Ontology annotation, biological process: collagen fibril organization. Lineage: Eukaryota; Metazoa; Chordata; Testudines; Trionychidae. Gene Ontology annotation, cellular component: extracellular matrix. The record is from RefSeq and is a predicted model, not a curated record.